UUUUCUCAGUCUUACGGUCUGCCUUAUUUUUAUGUUCUCAGGACCAAGUGGAAACGACAAACGGCAGUUGGUUUGGAAUUGUUGGCCGAGGCUGGCAACUAUGCCGCUUUCCAACGGCUCUACGGAGGACCGCCGUACGGCUGUUGGCCUUAUCCAGGAGGUGCCGCAGGGGCGGGUGGUAGUGGCUCUGGCCCCGGCAGCGCCCCGUCGGCCGCCGACUUGUAUUACCGACAAGCCGCCGUAGCCGCAGCGGCCGUAUCCACGCUACAGAAGCCGUUGGCGUACCGACUGUACCCGGGUAUGGCCGGCGGUCCUGGAGCCGGUGGACACCAUAUACCGCCACCGCCACCGCCGACUCUGGCGCACCCACUUUACUACGGUGUCCAUCACCCCGCAGCGAUGCCACACAUGCCAGGCGGCCGCAGCCCGACACCUGAACCGCACAGGUCUGCCCACGCUUCACCCAGGUCCAUGGACAGCAGGCCCGGGUCCGUAGACGUUGAAGACGAUCGUUCUAUCGACUCGCCCACUGUGGACGUCUAAUACACGAUCUGCACGCAACCAUCACGGGGACACAACACACACACACACACAUACACACCAUUACCUAGUCGUCGUUUUUCUCCUUAGUUUUAAAACAUUGUACUUAAUGUUUUUUUGUAUGUUACAACUGUACAUUAUUAUCAUUUUGCGUUUUAUUAUUAUUGUAUACUCUCUAAAGUAUUUCGUCGACCGGAAGCCGCAAUUUUUUAAUUGUACCGUACGAGUACAAAAAUACAUUGACUUAUUAUAAUUUACAUUUAAUCUCAUCGCUUUUACCGCGAAAUAAAAGUAAAAAUUAUAUCGAUUAAUGAAUUAUUAAUAUCGUUUAUAGUGAAAAAUAUCGCAAUUUAAUUAUUCAUGUACCGGUUGUGAGUUGUUCAAUAAUAAUAAUACAUACUCUUGUUUUUGUUACUGAGUAGUUCAUAGUUAUUUUUGUAAAUAAUAGAAAGCAUUGGUGUAUUAUUAGAGACUUAAACGGCCGAUUCUCAUUUUGGACGUUCUGUUCACAUAAUAUUAAAUGAGUUAUGAAAACUCUGCUUACAACUUUAAUGAUUAAUAAUAGAUUAUAAAUUAUUUUAAUUAAUUAAACGGAUAGAACAAAUUGAAAAAAAAACACAUUUUUUUUUUAUUUAUUUAUAUAUUAGGCUGUUAAGUAUAUACAUAGUAUUAUUAUAUAUAUAUAUAUAUGACAAAAUGUAAUAUGUUAUAUACGUAACAAAAUAAAAUUGUGCAAUGUUAUAUGUAAUUAGGCAUAUGUAUUUUUUAAUAUAAAAAUAGUUGUUUAGGUUAUAGAGAUCAGUACGUGUAGUCAAGUCGAUUUGACAGUGCCAAAAAAUUAGUGCAAAAUUUUGAACGCUUCGUUAUAAUUAUUUAUGUACAUUAUUUACUGUUACUAUAUUAUAUACAUCAUAUGUACGCCACGGGGAAAUAUCGUUUUCCAACCGACAUAAACUCUAUGUGAGUGCAAACUGGUCGUACUUACCUAUUCUAUUUACAAUAUUAUAAGUAUUCGAUGUACUAUUUCUAUAUAUAUAUAUAAAUAUGAGUAUAUUAUUUAUAUACAUUUAUUGAUCCGAUUGAACGUGUAAAUAUUUAAAUUUUCGUUACAUCAAAAAUAAAUAAUA
This is a messenger RNA of Daktulosphaira vitifoliae (grape phylloxera), 1667 nucleotides long. Its product is annotated as homeobox protein B-H2-like. NCBI's taxonomy places the organism in Eukaryota, Metazoa, Arthropoda, Insecta, Hemiptera, Phylloxeridae. The transcript has a single exon. The annotation marks the transcript as partial. The record is from RefSeq and is a predicted model, not a curated record.